Staurois parvus is the source of this 950-nucleotide messenger RNA. NCBI's taxonomy places the organism in Eukaryota, Metazoa, Chordata, Amphibia, Anura, Ranidae. The record is from the annotation of a GenBank genome assembly.
AUGAUGGACAUACAGCAAGACGAGUACCUACCUGUGUUUGAUGAGACAGCCGAGACGCCUCUGGAGGCCGGAGUGAAGGUCCAGAUCCAUAGCCAGGAUGAGCCGCCAUUUAUAGACCAGCUGGGCUUCGGCAUGGCCCCCGGAUUCCAGACAUUUGUCUCCUGUCAACAGCAGCAGCUGACGUAUCUGCCUCCUCCAUGGGGGGACUGUAAGAACACGCCGUUCAAGUCGCCCUACUUCCCCAGCUAUAGCAUAACGGCCUGCCGCAUCGACUGCGAGACCCGCUACAUCCUGGAAAAGUGCAAAUGCCGCAUGGUUCACAUGCCAGGAAACGAGACGGUCUGCGACCCCGAGCAGUACUUGUAUUGUGCUAACCAAUAUCUACAGGAAAUAGACCAGGAUAGGGGAGAUGGCGAGUCUGCGUGUCCCUGUGAGACUCCGUGUAAGAUGGUCCGCUAUGGUAAGGAGUUAUCUAUGGUGAAGAUCCCCAGUAAAGCCUCCUCCGUAUAUCUGGCAAAAAAAUACAACAAGACCGAACAGUACAUUGCGGAGAACGUUCUCGUUUUGGAUAUUUUCUUUGAAGCUCUGAACUUUGAAACGAUUGAACAAAAGAAGGCGUAUGAGCUGGCUGGACUGCUGGGUGACAUUGGAGGUCAGAUGGGUCUAUUCAUCGGGGCCAGUAUCCUCACCAUCCUGGAGAUCUUCGAUUAUCUGUAUGAGGUGUUACGGGAUAAAGCGCUCGGCUAUCUCCAGAAGAGGAAGAAGUCCCAGAACAGGGAACUUGACAAUCUGGGGAGCCCCGAUGUCUUGUCCAGCCCCACCCUGGGGCACAUUCAUAACCCCAGGAUCCACGCUAUACACUGCGGGGCAGCCCAUACUGCACUCGAUGCUCACCGCACCUCUUACCUCGUCACCCGCCUGUAGGGUCCAUCAAGGAGUUUGCCUGCUGA